AUGGGAUCAUGCUGCUGCAAGGGUGUUCGGGUUAGCGGUAUUCCUGAGCAACAACCGUCAACAGCGACCGAGUUGGAAGAGCAACGCAAAAGAUCCAUUUCCUGCCACCCCCUUCCGAUGCCAACAGGGUUCGAUAUCGAAAAAAAUGACACACAGUCGACAGCUACUCACCUUCCUCCACUUCCGAACCAGGUAGAUACCAAUAAAGAGGACAAAGCAUUGAUUAAUUUUCGCCUUCAGCAGCUUUCAAAUGAGGGUGGUCCGGCAAAUGAGAGUAAACCUGUCAUCCCAUCUCAGCUACCACCUAUCCGACAAAAAAUCGAUUCUAAAAGAAAGCAACAGCGGUCUAGUUUUCGCCUGGAGUCGCGGCCAACAAGGUCCGAUAUCGAGGACGAGUACAGCCGAAUUGCCACAACGUGUCUGCCGCCGCUUCAAAAGACCAUUAAUUCUGAAACCGAUGACAAUCUGGUGCAAUUGCAGUUAGAAGAGAGCGAUUUGGAUGUCGAUGAUAAUUCUGGUAGUAAUUGGCGCCUCUUGGUGUUGCCCGAGAAGAUCGAUUUCUCCGAAGAAGGCAGAUAUUUGACAUCGACUCCGAUACCACCCAAUCAAACACAGACGAAUUCAGACGAAGAAUACGCAAAGUCUAAUGCUUAUUUCUUGCGACCAGUUUCGAAUCAUAUUGUUUCUGAUGAUGAACAUUCAUCUUCCCCAUUGACUUUAUUGCAGAUACAACGACUUCGAGAACAUAUAAGUUUGGACGAACAUUACAAUCCCUUGCCGAAACAUAACUCUCCGAUUGAUAAAAGCAGCUCGCGAAUCUCUCGCAUUAAAGAGGACGACAUCAACGAGGACUAUAGUGAUUCGUUCGAUGAAGCAACCAUUCAUCUAUCCGACACAUCGAUUGUUGCCGAUACUAGUACAAUUGCUAAAAUCGAUGUUGCCCACCGAGAAGCAUUCGAUGAAUCGUUUAUGUCACAGCGUCAACGGGUAAUUGGCAAUAGUAAUUAUCGAAUUAUUAGCGAGAGUUGGUGUCCGAACUCGAUUGAACAGCUUGUCGAUCAGAUCAAAAGCUUUUCGAAGAACAAACCGGUCAUCGAUCGUUUGUGGAUCGUGUUCUACUGGAUUACACGGCAUAUUGAGUACGGCACAGUACCAUACAUCGGCAAAAAACGUGAAGAUAAGUCAGCAGAGGCUGUUUUUCGAACGACGAAGGGUAUGUGUGAGGGGUAUGCAAAUCUGUUUAAACGUUUGUGCGAUGAUUUGAGCUUGUCAUGCGAGAUGGAUUAUGGUGAUACGCACACUCAAAUUCUCAUUCGAGCGCCCGACGAUGUCGAACUCAUCGGUCGGCUUACUAUGAAUCGUAGUGUGACAGUUUUCGGCGGAGAUCGUGUCUUCUUCGAUCGAGGAAAAGGUGUCUGGCGAUGCAUGUUUGCGCCGUGCCACGACGGCCUGUUCGAGGCCUAUAUCAUGGCCAAGAAACGGUCAGAUCCAGGCAGCUACCCGAUCGCCGUACGGUUCAAGAUCGCUGCGACCCGAAUUCCGAUGCCACCGCUCUCCUAUCCGAGAACAUGGCAUCUUUUUCACGACCUCGAUCUCAGGGUGGAAGUACCACUCGAUUGUGCCACCGUCACAUGGCCCGAGUAUGCCUCAUAUGCCAUCGUUUGCAUACGUGCACCCGAGGAUGUUCGAUUGACAUGCUGCAUCCAGUACAAUGAUGCUCAAAUGAAAGACAAAGCAAGUGUCGCUGUUGAGGAUGAAACCUAUUACCGUCUAUCAAUGCGGCAUAGUUUCCGAAGCGAAAAAUUGGCAUCGAUCAGCAUCGAUGCCAGUUUGGCAUUGCCCGGGAACUGGUGCGCAUCGAUCAUUGGCGAUGCCAGUGACACAUGGCAUGGCAUGCACACCUUGAGAAUUGAAAGAGAAAGAAUGGUCGUUGAUGGAAAUGAUAUUAAUAAAGUGAAUUUAUGCAUAUUAUCAAAUUUAAUUCAGUUAGAUUCAAAUUUUUUAUGGUGGACAAGAACACUUGUUGAUAUAUUAAAAAUAUUUCAUGAAAGUCAUAAUAUUAAUAAUCAACAUAUUCAAGGUAUUACAGCAGCCUUAUUAGCAUAUUCGAAAUUGAAACAAUCACCGAAAGGUGUCGAAACACAUUUACGUAGUUUAUUAAUUUCAUAUGAAAAUAUUCCAUUAGAACUUAGUAUGACGAUAUUAAAGAAUAUCAAUGUCAAUACAUUAUUUGACCAAUGUGUAAAACAGAACCAAUAUAUAAAAAAAGAAAUGUUUAAAGUGGUCAAGUGUGUUUUAUCAUUGGAUAUAGACGAAGAUCGUUUCAACGAUUUCAUAAAUAUCAUAUCUGUACAAUUUAUGAAUUAUCCUAAAGUAGCCAGUUUACGAGGACAUUCGGAACAAAUUAUCAGUGACGUGAUGGAACAAGGUUUAGAAAAAAUGUUAUUCACAUGUGCACCAGCAUGGUAUUUGGUUGAAUUAUAUGAUAAUGUUGGUAUUUACAGUGAAUUUAUUGACGAAUGGUUAAAUAAAGUAUUAAAUGGACAAUAA
Molecule: messenger RNA, 2550 nt
Organism: Didymodactylos carnosus
Lineage: Eukaryota; Metazoa; Rotifera; Eurotatoria; Philodinida; Philodinidae
Source: the annotation of a GenBank genome assembly